CAAUUUGAAGAGCGUUUUCACCAACUAAAAAAAAUGGACAGUUGAACAGUCUUUUCUUCGGAAUGAAUAUUAUUCUACUGCAAUGUUCAAUAACAAUAAUUUUUUGUGGAGAAUAUUGAACCGAAAUGAACGGCAGCGAUUAUUAUUCCACCUAACAGUUUUUUUCUGGCUUGUCUGUUCAUUUAAUCGAGACCUGAGUAAAACCACUGUAAUCUUCUUUUUAAUUUUUGUUAGCAUCGAAUUUACCGUUUGCUUUUAUCAAUAAUGAAUAACAUUAAUGGGGAUUGUAGUUUCGUUCAUUCGUAUACGUCGCCGUCUUGCUUAUCGUACGUACGUUCACGACAUUCGCAUCGCGUAUCAAAUCAAAGGGCAGCGAGUAUCAAAAGGCAAAUUCGACGACAGUGAAAGAAGGUAGAUAGAAUAUUGGGUUGCGAGCUCGACUCUGCGAAAAAUCGUUCAUCAGGAGCAAUUGAUUGACUCAAGUCGGUUAACAAACUGGUGGUGAAAAAGGAUGGCUCUGAAAGGUAUCAAGGUAUUGGAGUUUGUGGGGCUGGCCCCGGGUCCGUUUUGUGGAAUGUUAUUGACCGAUUUCGGUGCAACGGUAACUCGGAUUGAUAAGAAUCCAACCAACAGCAUCGAUGUGCUCCAGGGAGGUAAAAGAACGUUGUCCUUAGAUCUGAAGAAACCAAAAGCGGUGGAAAUUGUGCGUUCUCUGUGCAGAACCACAGAUGUUCUGAUCGAACCUUUUCGACCGGGCGUUAUGGAAAAGCUAGGUUUAGGACCUUUGGAGGUGAUGAAGGAGAAUCCAAAGUUAAUUUACGCACGACUGACUGGAUUUGGCCAGAGCGGGACUCUUGCUAAGCGUGCAGGUCACGACCUCAACUACGUAGCUCUAUCCGGGAUUCUUUCCAUGCUUGGCAGAAAAAACGAACGCCCCACGGCGCCGAUAAACUACAUCGCAGAUUUUGCCGGAGGUGGUCUGCUGUGUGCUUUCGGUAUAUUGGCUGCUUUGCUAGAGCGGUAUCAUUCGGGAAAGGGCCAAAUAGUCGACCAUUCCAUGGUAGAGGGAGCCGCUUAUGUCGGUAGCUGGUUGAUUUGUUCCCAGAAGUUGCCAAUUUGGGGACAACCUCGUGGUGAAAACGUACUGGACACCGGAGCCCAUUUUUAUGAUACAUACCGAACGAAAGAUGGCAAAUACAUAUCUGUGGGGGCCAUCGAACCCCAAUUCUACCAAGAGCUUCUGAGUGGGCUUGAUCUUCAGAUUGAUUUGUCACAGUAUGAGGACAAUGAAAAGGCAACUCACCUUUUAGAAGCUAUUUUCCUAACGAAAACUCGCGACGAAUGGUCCGAAAUCUUCCAAAACAGAGACGCUUGUGUGUUUCCUGUAUUAGAAUUGAAUGAGGUAGAUAGUUUUCAUCACAACCGAGAACGAAACGUUUUUCUCGAUAGAGAAUUAACAAAAAAUGGCGAACUUGUUCCCAGCCCGGCUCCAAAACUCAGCCGAACUCCGGCGAUAUCUGGAGCAUUGGCGACAGACAAAAACGAAUACGAAAUGGUAGAGGAAAUUCUAAAAGAGAUUGGUCAGGAUUCGCAAAUUAACAAUCUGGUUUCUGAUGGCGUACUGUUGAUGAAUGUGAAACCUAAACUGUGAUAGAUAGAACAAUUUGUGCUUCGGACCUUCGGUUUUUAUUAAGUGAUUUUGGUUUUUUGUAGUAGGUUAUUAUUGUAAUAAAGGGUUUCAAAAUACAGUGCUUUUAGC
Messenger RNA from Uranotaenia lowii, 1759 nucleotides. It is a transcript of the gene Amacr, whose product is annotated as alpha-methylacyl-CoA racemase. The transcript is spliced from 2 exons. Gene Ontology annotation, cellular component: mitochondrion. NCBI's taxonomy places the organism in Eukaryota, Metazoa, Arthropoda, Insecta, Diptera, Culicidae. Gene Ontology annotation, molecular function: alpha-methylacyl-CoA racemase activity. The record is from RefSeq and is a predicted model, not a curated record. The coding region runs from base 512 to 1651 and encodes 379 amino acids. Gene Ontology annotation, biological process: bile acid metabolic process.